Molecule: messenger RNA, 2982 nt
Organism: Lynx canadensis (Canada lynx)
Lineage: Eukaryota; Metazoa; Chordata; Mammalia; Carnivora; Felidae
Gene: PRPF3
Product: pre-mRNA processing factor 3
Exons: 16
Coding region: 179-2230 (683 amino acids)
Biological process (GO): mRNA splicing, via spliceosome
Cellular component (GO): U4/U6 x U5 tri-snRNP complex
Source: RefSeq, a predicted model, not a curated record
UCCCCGUCACAUGUCGGGGGGCCGCGGCGUGGCGGCGGCCGUGGCGGUAGCGACGGCAGGCCGUAGGGCGGUCGGAGGGUUUCCGGUUCCGGUGUAACGUUCGGGCUCCGUCUCAGGGGCUGAAGUUUGUGAGGUGCAGGACUGAAUCCCAUUUGAGCUACCCUCCCUUUCCUGAAGAAUGGCACUGUCUAAGAGGGAGCUGGAUGAACUGAAGCCAUGGAUAGAGAAGACAGUGAAGAGGGUGCUGGGUUUCUCAGAGCCCACAGUGGUCACAGCAGCACUGAACUGUGUGGGGAAGGGCAUGGACAAGAAGAAGGCAGCUGACCAUCUGAAACCUUUUCUUGAUGAUUCUACUCUCCGAUUUGUGGACAAACUAUUUGAGGCUGUGGAGGAAGGCCGGAGCUCUAGACAUUCCAAGUCUAGCAGUGACAGGAGCAGAAAACGAGAGCUAAAGGAAGUGUUUGGUGAUGACUCUGAGAUCUCCAAGGAAUCAUCAGGAGUAAAGAAGCGACGGAUACCACGUUUUGAGGAGGUGGAAGAGGAGCCUGAAGUGAUCCCUGGGCCUCCCUCAGAGAGUCCUGGCAUGCUGACUAAGCUCCAGAUCAAACAGAUGAUGGAGGCAGCAACACGGCAAAUUGAGGAGAGGAAAAAACAGCUGAGCUUCAUUAGCCCCCCUACACCUCAGCCAAAGACUCCUUCUUCUUCCCAGCCAGAGCGACUUCCAAUUGGCAACACUAUUCAGCCCUCCCAGGCUGCCACUUUCAUGAAUGAUGCCAUUGAGAAGGCGAGGAAAGCAGCUGAACUACAAGCCCGCAUCCAAGCCCAGCUGGCACUGAAGCCAGGGCUCAUUGGCAACGCCAACAUGGUGGGCCUGGCCAAUCUCCAUGCCAUGGGCAUUGCUCCCCCGAAGGUGGAGUUAAAAGAUCAAACUAAACCUACACCACUGAUUCUCGACGAGCAAGGUCGCACUGUAGAUGCAACAGGCAAAGAGAUUGAGCUGACACAUCGCAUGCCCACUCUGAAGGCGAAUAUUCGUGCUGUGAAAAGGGAACAGUUCAAACAACAGCUAAAAGAAAAGCCAUCAGAAGACAUGGAGUCUAAUACUUUUUUUGACCCUCGAGUCUCAAUUGCCCCUUCCCAGCGCCAGAGACGCACUUUUAAAUUCCAUGACAAGGGCAAAUUUGAGAAGAUUGCCCAACGAUUACGGACAAAGGCUCAACUGGAGAAGCUGCAGGCAGAGAUCUCACAGGCAGCUCGAAAAACAGGCAUCCAUACUUCCACUAGGCUGGCCCUCAUUGCUCCUAAAAAAGAACUAAAGGAAGGAGAUAUCCCUGAAAUUGAGUGGUGGGACUCUUACAUCAUCCCCAAUGGCUUUGACCUUACAGAGGAAAAUCCCAAGAGAGAAGAUUAUUUUGGAAUCACAAAUCUUGUUGAACAUCCAGCCCAACUGAACCCUCCAGUUGACAAUGACACACCAGUUACUCUGGGGGUAUAUCUUACCAAGAAGGAACAGAAGAAACUCCGAAGGCAAACAAGGAGGGAAGCACAGAAGGAACUACAAGAGAAAGUCAGGCUAGGCCUGAUGCCUCCUCCAGAACCCAAAGUGAGAAUUUCAAAUUUGAUGCGAGUAUUAGGAACAGAAGCUGUUCAAGACCCAACGAAGGUAGAAGCCCAUGUCAGAGCUCAGAUGGCAAAAAGACAGAAAGCGCAUGAAGAGGCCAACGCUGCCCGAAAACUUACAGCAGAACAGAGAAAGGUCAAGAAAAUUAAAAAGCUUAAAGAAGACAUUUCACAGGGGGUACACAUAUCUGUAUAUAGAGUUCGAAAUUUGAGCAACCCAGCCAAGAAGUUCAAGAUUGAGGCCAAUGCUGGGCAACUGUACCUGACAGGGGUGGUGGUACUGCACAAGGAUGUCAACGUGGUAGUAGUGGAAGGGGGCCCCAAGGCCCAGAAGAAAUUUAAGCGUCUUAUGCUGCAUCGGAUAAAGUGGGAUGAACAGACAUCUAACACAAAGGGAGAUGAUGAUGAGGAAUCUGAUGAGGAAGCUGUGAAGAAAACCAACAAAUGUGUACUAGUCUGGGAGGGUACGGCCAAAGACCGGAGCUUUGGGGAGAUGAAAUUCAAACAGUGCCCUACAGAGAACAUGGCUCGAGAGCACUUCAAAAAGCAUGGGGCUGAACACUACUGGGACCUUGCUCUGAGUGAAUCUGUGUUGGAGUCCACCGACUGAAACUACUGCGAGCCCUUGCCUCUCUUUUCCUGCCUUUGUCUCUUCAGUCCUCUUAUUCUAUUUCCCAAACCAGUUCCACUUGUGUGUGUGAUUUCAGAACUGUGCCAAGCUGACAUGGGGACAAAGGGAAAAUACCUUACACCCUUCCCCAGUCAGCCUGGUGCUGCCCUUUAUUCCCCUCAUGUGCAUAUGAUUAAAGAGUUAUUUUUAAAGUUGGUAUGAUAUUUUUCACACACUUACAGGUAUUGGAGUUUAGGUCUUCAGGUGAUCUUUUCUCCUAACUUCUAGCAAUUGCUGUGGAAAAAAAAUUUUUGUCAUUGAUAUCUAUGUAUAUGUAAAUGGAUGAAUGGAAGGAUGAAUGGAAGGAUGAACGGGAGGAUAUGUAUUUUUGAUGUCUAAUGGAAAUUUCUGACCUCAUCUUGGAACAAGUGGGAGUAAAAAAUCCUGCUUUCCUGGAGUGGAGUGGAGCCCAAAGUGUUAUGGGUGAAAGAGGGUAGGACAAGGAGUGUCCAUCUGUUAACCUUCAGUAGAGUCACAAGGUAGAUUGCCACUGGUCUGGGCUAAGUAGUCUGGACAGGAAAUCAUUUCCUCAGAAGGUGCAUAAAUGAGAACACGUGUUGUGGUGAAGUGGACACAGAGAAUCCAAGGAGGAUGUUGUGGGUCAGUUUGUAAAAUGGAAAAGGAUUCAGGAAUUUAGCCUAUAUCCUCUCUUUACUAAUUAAAAAAAAACAAAAAAAACACUUUUUCUAAAA